GUUGAUCUGAUCUCUUACAUCUCAAGAUGGAUAUGCACUUUGGUUAUGAGCCAUCUUCUGCUGCUGGAUCGGUCUACUCUUGUAGGCCAGAAUCCGAAUUCUUUAAAACCAUAUCCAGAAGGAGUUCAUCAAUUGCAGAUACAUUUCAGGAGUUAGAAAGUGUUGGAGAGGUUGUAACAAGAUUCGAACUUGAUAUGGCAUGUGUCUGUGAGAAACUUGCCAACUUGAACUUACUCUUGAUGCAUAUGGAAACUCUAAAAAGCGACUUUGAAGCGUUUGUAUCCGAUACAAAUCAAAACCAAAGUGACAUGGAAGUCAAAGCACUGGAAUUUGACUUCUUAUAUGGGUUUCUGAAUUCCGAAGUGACUGUAUUAGAGAACCACAUAUCUGAUUUUCAGAUGGAAAAAACUAACAUGCAGGAUUUUGUCUCCUCAAGCAAAAUGUUAGGAGAAUCUUCCAUGGAAACAGAAGAUAUGUUGAAUGAUUCAGAAAAAUCAUUGCAACAAGCAUUGGAUCAGCUCUCAGAAUUAAAGACACGAGCUGGCAUGUUUGAGAAAACUGUGUCAAGAUUUGCUGGAGGAGGACCCCGUGCAGACAAGGAUGAUUCAGUGGAGAUAAACAACAAUGAUCUUCCUGAACUGAAAGACAAAAUGAAUGUCCAGACUGUGGAACAUCAAAGACAUAUCUUGAGAAUGCUUGAAAAAUCUUUGGAAAGAGAACUGGAAUCUGAGAAAAGGGCAUCUGAGUUGGCUCAAAUUGAAGAAGCUUUGACAAUGAGGUUGCAAGCUACAGAACAAGAAGUUCUUUUAGCUGAAGAAGAAACUCUACUCACAUUGGAAAAGUUGUAUAGCGCUGAUCACACAUCUGAGAUCCUAAUGUCAAUCACUAAAGAACUGAUGAGUAAGAUGAAGAAAGAUUCAGGCUUUCAAAAUCAAGAAACUGCUGUGGUUAAAGAUAUGAAAGAACGAGUUAUGAAGGCUGAACAAAGGGCUGAAAAGGCUGAAUUGAAAUGUAGCAAUGAGGUGAAAGCUUCAUUUGAGAAGGUGGUUUUACUUGAGAAAAAACUGAAAGAGGCUAAGAUUAAGCUAAAACUUAGUAAAUCCAGGAGAGAUAGUUUUGAGGAUGUGGAUCCGAUGGUGGUGAUGAUGCAGGUGGGAGUGACGGAAGAUUAUUAUACACUCCCAAGAUUUCAUUGAAAUAUAUACUUUCAAGCUCUGUGUGUGUGUGUGUGUAUAAAAUCUUUGCAUUUUCUUGAAACAUAGGCAAAAUUUCAAGAUUAUGAUAGUUAUUAUCAGAACCCUGUUGAAGUUUUCUGGGAUUUAGAGUCUUUUGUUCAUAAAAUUGGGAGACGUGAAAGGCCAAAUUUUGCCUUUUGGAGCUUUUUGAAGCAAGAACUUGUAAUAUCUUUGUGUUUGUGAAAUUGAAAUAAAGGUUGAUGUUGUAUGUUGAGGGAAAAAAAAGGUUAAAAAGAUAAACCGAAAGUUUUAUAAUAGCAAAUGUGAUUAAGGGUGUGUGGAUGUAAGCUUUGAAAUUAUUGAUAAACACAAUUUGA
Messenger RNA from Lactuca sativa (garden lettuce), 1552 nucleotides. Its product is annotated as WPP domain-interacting tail-anchored protein 1. NCBI's taxonomy places the organism in Eukaryota, Viridiplantae, Streptophyta, Magnoliopsida, Asterales, Asteraceae. The record is from RefSeq and is a predicted model, not a curated record.